AUGGAACCGCUGUCGCUGACUGUGUAUGACAGGAAUAUAUGGCACCUGUUUAAGAAGGAGGAAGGCGCGCCGCAGGCCAUGUUCCCGACUAACAUCAAGUACAUAUUCGAGGAUGACGACGACGUCGCUGAUGUGGACGACCUGGUGUUCCAACAGCAGCAGCCGGACAGUGAGCUGGAGAACGUUAUUAUUGUGGAGAUCGACGGCGCCGGGCAGCUGGAGAACGUCGAGCUGAUCAGCGAUCAGUAUGAGAUGCUGUCGUACAGGCGGGAGCGGCCCGUGAGCUUGGCAUCGCAGAGGUCGUUAUCGUGGCUGACCAGCGGCAACGACACCGGUGGUGACGCUGGCAAGAAGUCAGGGGACAUCUCAGAUCCGGCUGCGGGCCCCGAUGUGCCGCGGGAGGCACCACUGAGCAUUGAACUGGAGCUGGUCUCAGAGUUCAAGGACUACAGGAAUCUGAACCUCGAGGACCUCAAACUAGAUGAAUUGACCAGGAUAUUCUGUAUACAGAACAAACAGCUACAGAUGAUAUCGGACGCAUUGAAUUAA
Nakaseomyces glabratus is the source of this 549-nucleotide messenger RNA. It is a transcript of the gene ATG31, whose product is annotated as Atg31p. Gene Ontology annotation, cellular component: phagophore assembly site. NCBI's taxonomy places the organism in Eukaryota, Fungi, Ascomycota, Saccharomycetes, Saccharomycetales, Saccharomycetaceae. Gene Ontology annotation, biological process: autophagy. The record is from RefSeq and is a predicted model, not a curated record.